AAUUAAUUAAGCAGCAUGGAGACGGUAAAUGCCACAUACUCGUAUAUCACAAAUUUUGAGGUGAUGCAAAUACUACAACAUAUAAAGGGCACCAAAAAGAAAUGGGGUAUGCACAAUCUCGCAACGGUCACGUACGAGGCUCUACAGUACCUGGAAGAAUCGCCUUGUAAAACACAAACACGUGAAUCCAUUAAAAACUAUCUGUGUGACUUGGCCAUCUAUAGGCUGAUGCCACAUGAGCAGCUUCAAAUGGUUAAUGAUCCUCCCACCAGUGCCCUGCAUACACAACUGCUUAUUGACGAUAAUAAAGUCCCACUCACUGACGAGGAGAACGAGGCUAUCAUCCAGCUAACGCAUAAGCACUUCUCGAAUACUACCACGGAACCGGUACAAGCUAACCAACAAGCACCGACAUAAAAAACUAUACAUAUA
Drosophila arizonae is the source of this 432-nucleotide messenger RNA. RefSeq names its product RNA polymerase III subunit I (gene Polr3I). Lineage: Eukaryota; Metazoa; Arthropoda; Insecta; Diptera; Drosophilidae. Gene Ontology annotation, cellular component: RNA polymerase III complex. Gene Ontology annotation, molecular function: nucleotide binding. Gene Ontology annotation, biological process: transcription initiation at RNA polymerase III promoter. The record is from RefSeq and is a predicted model, not a curated record.